This is a messenger RNA of Felis catus (domestic cat), 837 nucleotides long. RefSeq names its product keratin-associated protein 4-2-like. Gene Ontology annotation, cellular component: keratin filament. The transcript has a single exon. Lineage: Eukaryota; Metazoa; Chordata; Mammalia; Carnivora; Felidae. Bases 74 to 670 code for a protein of 198 amino acids. The record is from RefSeq and is a predicted model, not a curated record.
UGGCACGAGGAGACAUCAGACUCAAGCCCCUACUCUCCUGGAAACCAUCCCAGAACCUCCACCCUCUGACACCAUGGUCAACUCGUGUUGUGGCUCCGUCUGCUCUGACCAGGGCUGUGGCCAGGAGACUUGUUGCCGCCCCAGCUGCUGCCAGACCACCUGCUGCAGGACCACCUGCUGUCGCCCCAGCUGCUGUGGCUCCAGCUGCUGCCGCCCCUGCUGUGGGGGUUCCAGCUGCUGUGGCUCCAGCUGCUGCCAGCCUUGCUGCCGCCCCACCUGCUGCCAGACCACCUGCUGCAGGACCACUUGCUGCCGCCCCAGCUGCUGUGGUUCCAGCUGCUGCAGGCCCAGCUGCUGCAUCUCUAGCUGCUGCCGGCCCUGCUGUGGGGGUUCCAGCUGCUGUGGCUCCAGCUGCUGCCAGCCCUGCUGCCGCCCCACCUGCUGCCAGACCACCUGCUGCCGGACCACCUGCUGCCGCCCCACCUGCUGUGUGUCCAGCUGCUGCCGCCCCUGCUGUGGGGGUUCCAGCGGCUGUGGCUCGAAUUGCUGUGGCUCCAGCUGCUGCCAGCCUUGCUGCCGCCCCACCUGCUGCCAGACCACCUGCUGCCGGACCACCUGCUGCCGCCCCACCUGCUGUGUGUCCAGCUGCUGCCGCCCCAGCUGUUGCUAGACCCCCUGCCACCACCCACCAACCUGCUCUAGUGGCUCUUGCUGCUGCUGAGUGCCCUGACCUGCACCCUGCUGUUUUCGUCAGCCAACCUCCUUCAUGUCGUCCAACUGGGAGCUGAAUCAUGUGAGGCCAACUGUAAAACCUCAGUUCCCAGUGAUUUUUCAAUG